UCUCUCUAUCCAUGGCUACUCAAAGCUUCAACCAGUUCCCUUCAUACCCUGAGAUGAUUUAUGAAGCCCUUGAUGAACUAAAUCAAGAAGGGGGUGCAAACAAGUCAUCGAUAACUAAGUACAUUGAAACAAAGUAUGGAGAUCUGAAUGAGGAUCUUUCAAAGAUGCUGCCUUUACAUUUGGACAACAUGAAGCAAACUGGAGACCUGAUUUUCCUCAAGAACAAUUACAUGAAACCUGGUCCAGAUGUUCCAGCAAAGAGGGGUCGUGGUAGGCCACCAAAACCCAAAGCUCCAUUGCCACCUGGUGCUGUUGAAUCUGUUGAAUCUGCGCCACCAAAGCCAAGAGGGCGCCCAAGAAAAGACCCUAAUGCACCACCUACUUCCAAGAAGCCAAAGCCAGCACCUGUUCCUGGAGGUCCCAAUUCAACAGAUCUUGGUUCUACUACUGGGAGGCCUAGGGGUAGACCUAGGAAAGUUAGGCCACAGCCUGCUCAUGAUGAUGAUGAUGAUGUUGAGGAAAGCUGAAAACUUUAAGGCUUGUUAUUGGACUCUUGCUGAUGGUGAUGACUCUAAUGACUUAGUUGUCUUAUUAUCCUCUUUUUUUUAGGUAUUAGUAGUAUUAUCUUAUGUAAUAGUUUUCAGUUUGAGUUGCCCUAGUGUGACUAGGGGGUCAUGGUUUCAGAGCUAAGAUUGCGUAGAAUAGACUAAUUGUGGUCUCGGUUAGAGUUAUUGUUAUGUGACUAGGAGGUCAUGGUUUACAGUGUGCAAUAGACUAAUUGUUGUGGUCCGGUUCUUUCCUGAACCCCGCACAUAGUGUUAGCUUAGUGCACUGGUCUUUUUUAUUAGUAUUGUUUUCUUGCUUAAUGCCCCUAUUAGUUCUAGUAGAUGUGGUUAUAAGUUGUUAGGGGAUUGUGUACUUGUGUUAACUCUUUGUUUCAAGAUUCACUGUGUAAUUGUUGCACUUUUCACUAUGUUGAUGCUUCUUUUUGUUAACUCUUGUCUCUUUACUAA
Molecule: messenger RNA, 1013 nt
Organism: Solanum verrucosum
Lineage: Eukaryota; Viridiplantae; Streptophyta; Magnoliopsida; Solanales; Solanaceae
Product: HMG-Y-related protein B-like
Exons: 3
Coding region: 12-527 (171 amino acids)
Biological process (GO): negative regulation of DNA recombination; nucleosome assembly; chromosome condensation
Cellular component (GO): nucleosome; nucleus; nucleolus
Molecular function (GO): nucleosomal DNA binding; double-stranded DNA binding
Source: RefSeq, a predicted model, not a curated record